Daphnia carinata is the source of this 1270-nucleotide messenger RNA. RefSeq lists its product as uncharacterized. The record is from RefSeq and is a predicted model, not a curated record. Bases 147 to 1211 code for a protein of 354 amino acids. The transcript is spliced from 3 exons. Gene Ontology annotation, molecular function: UDP-xylosyltransferase activity. NCBI's taxonomy places the organism in Eukaryota, Metazoa, Arthropoda, Branchiopoda, Diplostraca, Daphniidae.
ACUACUGCAAACACCAGACGUCUGGAAUGGCGGAAGAAUUCUGAAGUUCAUUUGCAGGAUCACGUUUGUUAUUGCAUCAUAGUUUAUCUAGAUUCUACCGACAACAUUGUGUUGCUAUUUAGCAUCUGCUUUAAAAGAAGGCUAAAAUGGUGCUAAGUUUCAAUCGAAUGUUUUUAUUUUUGGUUUCCCGCUUGUUGUUCAUUUUCUUUUCACGAAAAUGGAAACGGUACACCUUAGCAGUAGUUAUGGCUGGCGUAAUCUUGUACAUCCAUUCAGAAAGAACAAGCCUAAUCAACUUCGACAUUGACGAUGAUCUCAUCUACCAGCAGAUCGUCAAAGAAAAAGGGGCGAGUACGUUGGCUUCGUUGAAAGCCGGGAUCACUGUCCACGUUAGUAUGCUUCUCCUUUUCAUCAGUACUGACCCUCACGCCUCAGCCAAUGUUAAAGACACGAUCAUGUGGAUUUUGGUCCACAGCUCCGCCCCCAUUCAUUUCCACAUUUUAAGUGACCGCAACAGCAUCGCUGUGAUUGACACUAUCAUGACGCGUGUUGAGCGCCGAGCCGACUGUCGCUUUGUAUACACCAUUGAGGCAAUCGACAGUGUCUACGAACAGCUACUGGAUCAUUUAAAAACGAAUGUACCGAAUCUCAAGAUUGACGCAGUUAAAGACCACGUGGCAACUCAGAUGUUGCCGCUUAUUUUGCCAUGGCACUACGACCACCUAGGUCGCAUGAUAUUCAUCGGCAAUAAUAUCAAAUUCAGGGCUGAUAUUGUCGAAUUGUACGAGCAUUUCGACCGUUUCAAGCCACAACAAGGGAUUGGACUGACGUUGGUACAAAACGCUAAAUUCGCAGCGGCUUUUUCAGUUCAUCGGUACUUGCAACCAAAUUCUAAUUUGGGUCUCUCACCUCCUCACGGCUGGCCGGGCUUCAACACAGAGUUAAUGCUUCUCAAUUUGAAAGAGAUGCGUCAAACGAAUUUUUUCAAACGCUAUCUGGAUUUGGAAAAUCAGUUCCCUAUACUGAUGAAAUACGAUUUUAAAAGCCGCCACAUUUUACCCCAAAUGGAUGAAUGGUUAACAUUAGUCGGUGUAGAAAAACCUGAACUUUUCUUCACCUUGCCUUGCCAAUGGAACGUUCAACAAAUUAUGGAUUCUGACGCUUUCGAAUAUUGCCGUAGUGACAUCAAAGCCAUGGCCUUUAACAUGUGAGAAACGAAAGAAAUUCCCCCUCCCCCCCAUCGAAACGCAAAUAAAUCAAGAGAAAUUGA